AUGUAUGAUAACAUGUCUGCGUGGACUGGUCUCGGAGCAGCAUUGAUGGUUCUUUGGCGCGAAACGACAAUCGCCGCGACUGUUUUUAGGGUAUUAUUUAUCACUGCAUAUUUUGUAUGCGUUGGGGUGUUGCACGUCACUGCGUCGGCCGUUUUCAGCAACACAUCACGUUAUUCUGUGAUAUCCACCACUCUUGGACCUCCUAACAUCUCCAUAAACAAUCUGUACUGGGUCUUCAAUCCCUCGAUCUUCUGGCUAGACUCCACACCAGUCAUUCCGUAUCUUCCUCAUAGUGAUCGUAUAUCAAAGAUCGGCUUGGAGAAUGGAACACUAUACGAUGUGCUCUCAAGUGACACCGGGAAGGGUGAUGUUCCUGUUAAUGCCCUGACAUUCAACGUUACUUGUGGAUUCGUCGACGGCGCUUCCAUAAAUCCAAUCAACAAUACCGGAAACUGGGUUGUCGACACCGUCUAUGCUCCCAACACUUUCAAGUGGCCGCCGUACUACAAUUAUAAUUUUCGGGAUCCUUGGCGUCACGCCCUUUUCUACACUUCGGCCAACAUCACUGACUCUCGAGGCUCCAAUGUUAGUCCUGUCAGCUUGAACCCGCCCAUGCAACCUUGA
This is a messenger RNA of Guyanagaster necrorhizus, 624 nucleotides long. RefSeq lists its product as uncharacterized. The transcript has 4 exons. Lineage: Eukaryota; Fungi; Basidiomycota; Agaricomycetes; Agaricales; Physalacriaceae. The record is from RefSeq and is a predicted model, not a curated record. The coding region runs from base 1 to 624 and encodes 207 amino acids.